ACUAACAAAUUCAUUUUCUUGUGAUCUCACAUUAUUCAAUUUUAUCAAUCGAGAAGAAAAUAAUUUUUGAAAUUAACACAAUCAUGUCUUACGGUGAAAGUGAGUAUGGUGGAAGUGGAAUUGGAUCCGGACAGGGAAAACCCAAAAAGUCACAUGGAUCUGGAUAUGGACGAAACGACGAUGAUGAGCCCCAAUCUGAAUAUGGAUCUGGUUACGGGUCAAAAAGUGCUACUCAUGACUCUGAUGAUCAGUACGGGUCAGGUGGAUAUGGGAGCAAAACCGGAUCCGGUGGGCAUGGAAGGAAAAGUGAAUACGGGGAUAAGAGUUCGGAAUAUGGAUCUGGUUAUGGAAAUGAAUCGGGUGGAUAUGGGAGUAAAACCACAUCCACCGGGUAUGGAGAUGAUUCGGGUGGGUAUGGGGGUAAAACCACAUCCACCGGAUAUGGAGAUGAUUCGAAUGGGUAUGGGAGUAAAACCACAUCCACCGGGUAUGGAAAUGAUUCGGGUGGAUAUGGGAGUAAAACCACAUCCACCGGGUAUGGAGACGAUUCGGGUGGGUAUGGGAGUAAAACCACAUCCACCGGGUAUGGAGAUGAAUCGGGUGGGUAUGGGAGUAAAACCACAUCCACUGGAUAUGGGAAUGAAUCGGGUGGGUAUGGAAGUAAAACAACCUCCACCGGGUAUGGAAAUGAAUCGGGUGGGUAUGGGAGUAAAACCACAUCUACCGGGUAUGGAGAUGAAUCGGGUGGGUAUGGGAGUAAAACCACAUCUACCGGGUACGGAGAUGAAUCGGGUGGAUAUGGGAGUAAAACCAAAUCCACCGGUCAUGGAAGAAAGAGUGGUGGUGAUGAUGACGACGAUGAUGAGGGGAAAAAAUCAGCAUACGGAUCUAGUGGGUAUGGGAGUUCAACAGUUGAGAGGCCUAGUUAUGGUAGGUCCGAGGAAGAUGACUACAAGAAGUCUAGCUAUGGGAAGGGCGGUGACGAUGAUGAAGGCUAUGGUCGCAAGAAAUAUGGUGAUUCUGACUCUGACUCCGACAAGGAGAAGAAUAAAAAUCGUCGCAAAAAGCACUCCGAUGAUGAUUGAGCAGAGUCAUGAUUUUCUCAAAUGUGAUCUAUUCAUGUGUUAUUUGAAGUUAGUUAGUAGUAAAUAAAAUAAAAUUGGCAUGUCUUCACAGUGUUUUAUUGUUACGUUGCAAAAAACACUGAUGAUUGAGCUGAGAUGCUUUUGUCAUCCGCUCCAAAUUUAUGCCAUAUUAUUAUUAUUAAAUGAACUUUUUUAUGUGUUUGUCGAGUCAUGUUUGUACAGAGAAGGAAAUGCCAGUAGUUAUUUGUAUCAAUAGGUACUUUGCUCUUCUCUACUUCAAUAAAAUUUAGGACUUUUUUGGUGAUAUAUGCUAUAAAAGUUCUUCUUUUCUA
This is a messenger RNA of Solanum lycopersicum (tomato), 1417 nucleotides long. RefSeq lists its product as uncharacterized. NCBI's taxonomy places the organism in Eukaryota, Viridiplantae, Streptophyta, Magnoliopsida, Solanales, Solanaceae. The record is from RefSeq and is a predicted model, not a curated record.